Molecule: messenger RNA, 4681 nt
Organism: Fundulus heteroclitus (mummichog)
Lineage: Eukaryota; Metazoa; Chordata; Actinopteri; Cyprinodontiformes; Fundulidae
Gene: nbr1a
Product: NBR1 autophagy cargo receptor a
Exons: 22
Coding region: 118-3339 (1073 amino acids)
Biological process (GO): macroautophagy
Cellular component (GO): phagophore assembly site
Molecular function (GO): ubiquitin binding
Source: RefSeq, a predicted model, not a curated record
GUCUCUUCGUGACGCAUUCGGCGAUGUAAACAAGAGAAGACAGUCGAGGGCAGAAGGGAUCAAACAGGCCGACGUCACCUCAAAUGAAAGCCGUUAAAUACGCUUUAGGCGGCCGUCAUGGGGCUCCCCGUCACAAUUAAGGUCAAUUUCCGCGGGAACGUGAAGCGAUUCCUGGCUCAGGAUGUGGACAAAUUGGAAUGGGAAUCCGUGGAAGCCUGGAUCAAAGCGUCCUUUGGGAUCAACCACUUUCAAGUUAAAUACUUUGAUGAAGAUAAUGAAGAGAUUUGCAUAAACAGUCAAGAUGAAUAUGAAGAAGCGAUCAAGAGCGCGGAGAAGCAGGGGAACCAGCUCCACAUGAACGUGUACAAGAUGAAGGGCCAGGCGUGCGGAGGUCCGCUGAAGGCGGAGGUCAAGGAACUCAAAGGAGACCUCCGACCUGCUCCUCCUUACCCGUCCAGAGUCAAAUCCGUGGAUAAAGGAACCCAGAUCACCCCAGAACGAGAGAGCGUAGCAGCAAAAGAUAACAAGGGGAAUAAACCUGACGAUGACCCUCCUCCCAUGUGGUUCAGAUCGUACAUGGAGAAGUUCAAGGACGAAGUCGUAAAGGAGGUGGUGGAAAGGAUGUGCAACGACUUCUCCGGCCAGUGCUGUACCCACAAAUCCUCCGACGGGCUCCAGGAGGACUGUGGGGCCAUUGAAGGUCCUAUAGGGCCCCGGCCGGGCCCCUCCACCUCUAACGGAUCGCUUGGCUACACCCCCAACUGCAGCACCUGCAACAAGCUCACCUCGGAAGGGGCUUACAAAUGCAGCGUGUGCCCAUCCUGCAUCCUGUGUGAGAUGUGCAGACACAGCCACGAUCCGAGCCACAGCCUGGUGAGAACCAAGACGCCUCUCUCCAUCCCCGAGCAUGGAAUGUCGGGAGAGUUUAGGUUCCCAAGGCGAGGAGACAGGACUGUGCGCAAGGCCGAGAGACAGCGCCUCAAAGCUGAAAGAAGGCAGCUGAAAGCAGAGGUGAAGGAAAUCAAGAAGAAACUGAGGCUGGAGAAGAGGGGGAUGCAGUGGAGCGGACCUUCUACCUCAGACAGAGUCAGCCUGACAAACAUGGCCUCCACGUCCACCCAGUUCCCGGCGCUGCCUCCUCCCGCUGCCUCAGAAACGGCCUCAGGUCCAGCCCCUGACCAAGGUCACCUCCCAGCCCCGGUCCCCGACCCCCAGGACUCCAGUCCAGAGGGUCCCGGGGUCUCGCGCACGUCCUUGGUGCCCACUAUGGCUGCCUUGUUUCUGGAUGAAAAUCUGCCUGAUAACACCCGUCUGGAGCCUGGUACCAAGUUCAUCAAAUACUGGAAGAUGAAGAACUCGGGCACAAUCAGCUGGACCUCAGAGACCAAGCUAGUGUUCAUGUGGGGGAACCUCGGCUUGGCGUCGGACGAGAGGAGGGAGGUCCCGGUGCCCCUGCUGCUGCCGGGACAAGUGGGCGUGGUCAGCGUGGCCUUUGUCGCUCCCGUCAUGGAGGGGAUGUACACCUCCCACUGGCGGCUGGCGCACUGCGGCUGUCAGUUCGGCCCGCGGGUCUGGUGCAGCAUCGUGGUCGACUCCGGCAGCAGCCGCAACGGGCUCGGGCACCAAAGCAAGCGAUUGAAGGAGGAGGUGAAGCCAGCAGCGAAGGAGAUGACACCAAAGGAGAGUGGUUCGGCCUUCCCUGUAGACCUGCCCCAGGAGGACUUCUACUUUCCAUCCGUCGACCUGCUGACCGCGCAGGAUCUGCUGUCAUUUGAGUUGCUGGACAUAAAUAUUGUGCAAGAGUUGGAAAAAGUCCCCAACAACACUCCUGUCGCUUUGACCCCCUGCAUAUCCCCCCUCCCCCACGAUGCGUCCGUGUUGGAAAGGACGAUGACGUCACAGACGAAGGAAGAGUCGGAGACCACGGGAGUCCGGAAACUUUUUGGUGUCAAACUGAGGCCCAAAGACCUGCCGGAGCCUGUUGCGCAAGAGGAGGAAAAGGAGGAGGAGAUCAGCGGAGCCCAGUUCCUCUGCGAGACGGUGAUCCGCUCCCUCACGCUGGAGGAAGCCCCCGACCACCGGCCCCCCCGCCGAGCCAAGCACAGCAGCCUCAAACCGCAGGUCGUCACCCGGGGGCCGGGCUUUGGCUUUGAGAGGGCAGCCAGGGCCGAGGAGAAACAGGAGAAAGUCAAACAGGAGGAGAUCAAUGGCGAUAGAAUCCAGAGCGUAGCGCCGCCAGUAAGCGCAGGCUUCACCCAGACGACGCAGGGAGAGGAAGACACGAGGCCUGAUCCUGAGCCCGGAGCCGAAAAUGAAAACCUUAAUGUCGGCUCGCAUCAGGACAACGAGGACAAAGAGGUGUUGCAUGCGAUGCAGAACAUGAAGGAGAAGAAUUGUGAGAAGGAAGAAGGCAGGACCAGAGAAGACUGGGACGAGGUCAGCAGCCAGACGUCCUCCGUCUCCUCCAGCGACGACUACAUCAUCGUCCUCCCGGACUGCUUCGACACCAGCCGACCCCUGGGGGAGUCCAUGUACAGCUCGGCCAUGUCGCAGCCGGACACCGCCGCCACCGCCACCGCCACCGCCACCGCGGCUUCCUCCACCGACCCAGACCAAGAGCAGGAGAAGGAUGAGCCCUGCAACUUCGAGCCGUGCAGGGAGGCGCCGCUGCUGGAGAGGAAGGAAGAGGAGACCAUCGCCGUGGAGGAGUCGCUGGGGAACACCUGGCCCCUCCACGUCUCGCCCAUCCACAGCAGCGUCAACCAGAUGCUGUGCGCGUCCCAGACGCUCGACGCCGUGACGCUCACCCCCGAAGUGGUGCCGCCGCCGGUCGUGCCUCAGCCCCUGCAUCCCACGCCGGUCAUCUACUCGCCCAGGUCAGAGGCGCUGUAUCUGGCUGGGGAUCCCAGUCCUCCGGCCUGCGAGCCAUACGAGCCACAACAACCGCGGGUUCACCUAAAUGUAUCAUCCGGUCUGUCCAGAUCAGCCGGCUCAGCAUGCAGUGCCUUUGAGGCGUACAAUCCGAGAGCGGGCAAAGCGCUGCAGCCAAGGGGCCAAGGAGGCAUCACAGAGGGACUUGUCAAAGGGGCCCUUUCUGUGGCCGCGUCUGCUUAUAAGGCUCUCUUCACUGGACCAAACUGUUCCAUACAGCGAGGGAUCGACCCGGCCACCAGACAGGACCCUUCCAUGAUGGCCGUGCUGCUGGAGAUGGGCUUUAAGGACCAGCGGCUCAACCAGCAGCUGCUGAGGAAGCACGGCUACAACCUGCUGCACACCGUCAACGAGCUGGUCCAGAUGGCCGAGGAAAGCCAGAACGAAGCUGCCGACCCCGCGCAAUGAGCGGACGGCGAGCUUCGCGAAGGCGCCUAGACUCAUAGGAAAGAGUUAUUUCAACUUUUAAGCUUAAUUUAAAAAAACAAAUACAAAAAAAAAAAACAAGAGAGUAAUUAUAGAGUUUGGCUUUUAAAUGUCUCACCUUCUUCCGUGUUUGGAUUCUUUUUAUUGCUUUUUCAACAUUACACUACACUACGUCCAAAUAUAUGGAACAAAAAUUCAAAUCAAGCAUAGGUUUCCCGAGAAAUCGCUAAGAUAUAACAGCUUCUCUUUCCCUUUUGGAUUUUAGGUUUUACCGCUUUCUUAAAAUGAACCUUUUACUGUGCUCCUUCUUGUGAAAGCCUCUCGUUGGUAGCUUUGUUUUCGCCGGACCAUUAAGCGGUAUGUGUUGGCCAAAAGUGGGCGAAACCUGAAAUAUCGGAAGAGUUGAGUGUUUUUCAUUUCCUCAUCCCUGUGUUCGUGUGGCUGGCGUAGCUGCUUUCCUCAGUGCUGUAAAAAAUAAUUGUGCUCUCUAAAAAGGUUUGGCUAAUAUACUUCUGUGAGGUGAACCGGGUCAGAAAAGCUAGCUCUGAUGCUGCUGAAGCUGCAUGGGUUAAGAGUCAGAGUGCAGUGAUAAGAAUAGAUAUUUAAGUUUUUUUUGUUGUUGUUUUUUUUUUCCCUUUUAAUUACUGUAGUGAAAUUUGCCUAACAAUGCAAUCUUCUUCUGUAUCAGAGUACUGUUAUAUUAGACGUUGACAUGUGGAAUGUAAACCCAACUCUCGGAACGGAUCACUGUUCAGAUUUGGAUGUUUUGGACACCUGCAUGACGAAUCGAGGCUUUAGAGACAGGACAUGUUGUUGUGGUCUUAGCACUGUCACAGUGAAACAAAAGAAAAAAAAACCCAGCUUUGUGACUUCUUUUGUCACACACCCCCACCCCCCCCCUGCAUUUUCACGUGUCCUGGUCAAAAACUCAAAGUGAAACCCAGCAGUUUGCACUCAUUAAAAGCCGAGAUGUCUCCUAAAACACAUUCCUCAAGUUCACCAUGGACCCAAGUAUAUUUGAAUUGAUUGCCUCUUGGGAGCGAUGAAAUUAGUUUAUCAGAACAUGCUUGUCAUGUAAAUUGACAUUGUGUUCGUGUGUCUGGAUUUAAGUUAAUGUACAAUUGUGUGUGCGCGUGUAUGUAUGUAUGGUUGAGAUUUUUAGGAAACAUUGUUUUCUUAUGUUUACAACUGUUCAAGUUAAAAAACAACAUGCUCUAGAGAGUAACUGAAUAUAUCUUCAUUGCUUGUCGAAUUAUUCUUCUGCAACAGAGUGUACACUUUAAAUAUUCUUCUCCCAAUCUGCCAAUAAACUCUUUGCCCAUCU